Aspergillus tanneri is the source of this 2901-nucleotide messenger RNA. RefSeq names its product vacuolar protein sorting protein DigA. Gene Ontology annotation, biological process: intracellular protein transport; vacuole organization; organelle fusion. The coding region runs from base 1 to 2901 and encodes 966 amino acids. The transcript has 3 exons. The record is from RefSeq and is a predicted model, not a curated record. Gene Ontology annotation, molecular function: protein-macromolecule adaptor activity. Lineage: Eukaryota; Fungi; Ascomycota; Eurotiomycetes; Eurotiales; Aspergillaceae. Gene Ontology annotation, cellular component: endosome; HOPS complex.
AUGAUGGCGCUGGACGAAUCCAGCGGUUAUGUCGCUCCCAGCAACCUGGCUGAUUCCCCCGACGCUCCUCUCUCCAUGUUUGAUGUUCGACGUGUCCAGCUUCAAUUCCCGCUAGCUGCGGACUUCGUCGCGGCGCAAGUCGCUAACAAUGUGCUUGUCUUGGCCUUGUCAACUAGCCGAAUCCUUCGGAUAGACUUGGACGCUCCUGAGGACAUAGAUGAUAUCGACCUCCCCAAGAAAUCCUCGGAGACAGGAGUGAUUCGGCGGAUGUUUUUGGACCCUUCCGCAUCGCAUUUGAUUAUUACUACCACCCUUGGCGAGAACUUUUACCUCCACACCCAGUCCCGACAACCGAAACCGUUGACACGGUUGAAAGGUGUUUCGAUCGAGAGUAUCGCCUGGAACCCAUCGGUCCCGACGGCCUCAACAAGGGAGAUUCUUCUGGGCACUACAGAUGGCACUGUCUAUGAGGUCUACAUUGAACCGUCCACUGAAUUCUACCGCCGCGAAGAGAGACAUAUCAGCGUGGUCUACAAGGUGCCUGAGUCGUCGCCGGUCACGGGGAUCUGGACAGAACUGAUACCGAUCAAGCCCGAGCUCCGACGGGUACUUAUUACAACCCAUAGUAGACUGACGUAUUUUGUUGGUCGCAUGGGAAAGAAUGGAAGAGAAGGGGGAAGCUCCGUAUACGCUGAUCUCUUCCAAAGAGAAUCACCUUUGGUACAUGAAACUAAGGCCCCUUCUGGUGCCGCGCCGUCAGCGUUGGCCAUAUCGCCAGCCGCACCCGAUUCCCCCAGUGCAGAUUCGCAUCUUGAAAAGGAGUUUGCAUGGCUCAGCGCCCAAGGUAUCUAUCAUGGCCAGCUCCCUUAUUCGUCGGAGCAUGUCAACCGGCCUUUCGAAAGCUCACACAUGCUUCCGCGGUCCAUGUUUCCAGCCAGCGAAUCUUCCCGGGGAGGGAAGAAACUGAUCCAAGACCCCAUAGCUGCGUUGACUUUGUCACAAUGGCACAUUUUCGCGCUUGUCGAAGGCAGGAUUAUUGCCGUCAACCGCAUGAACGAGGAGAUUGUUUAUGACCAACCUGUGCUCGAGCCUCGACAGAGUACUCUUGGCCUCUUGACGGACUCGAUGCAGCACACCUACUGGCUAUUUACUAGCCGAGAAAUCUUCGAAAUAGUUGUGGAGAACGAAGACCGGGACAUCUGGAAGAUCUUUCUGGAAAAGCAACUGUACGACAAGGCAUUUCAAUAUGCUCGUACUAGCGCUCAAAAAGAUGCUGUUUCUACUGCGUCAGGUGACUUUCUUGCCAGCAAGGGCCGCUAUCUGGAGGCCGCAAGAAUAUGGGGCAAGAGUAGCAAGGGUUUCGAAGAGGUCUGCUUGACCCUGAUCAACCGCGGCGAACACGAUGCUCUGCGGAACUACCUGCUCUCCCAGCUAUCUACGUACAAGAAGUCAUCGUCCAUGCAACGGAUCAUGGUUGCAAGCUGGCUAGUGGAGGUGUUCAUGUCCAAGCUGAAUUCCCUCAACGACAAUUUAGCCAGCCGGGCGGAGCUGACCGAGGGGACAAGCACUGAGGAAGUGAGGUCCCAUAUCAAUGAUGUGCGCUCCGAAUUCUAUGAGUUUGUCACCAAAUACAAGGCCGACUUGGACAAGAAGACCGUGUACGACGUCAUCAGCAGUCAUGGCCGGGAAGAGGAACUACUCUUCUUUGCUAAGGCGGUCAAUGACCACAACUAUGUCCUCUCGUACUGGAUUCAACGCGAGAAGUGGUCCGAGGCACUCAAUGUCCUCCAGCGACAGAGUGAUCCCGAUGUGUUCUACAAAUACAGCAGCGUCCUUAUGACCCAUGCCGCGACUGGGUUAGUCGAUAUACUGAUGCGACAGACCAAUCUUGAACCCGAGCGGCUUAUACCCGCCUUGCUGAAUUAUAACAAGACGGUUCAUAUUCCCCUUACGCAAAAUCAGGCUGUCCGGUACCUCAACUUUAUCAUCGUCAACCACCCCCACCCCUCUGCUGCAGUGCACAAUACUCUUAUCUCUAUACACGCUUCAAGUGCCUCAUCCUCGGAAGCUGGACUUCUGACCUACCUCCAAUCGCAACCAUCAUCCCCACCCCCAUACGAUGCCGACUUUGCGCUUCGUCUUUGCAUCCAACACCAGCGGGUCCAAUCCUGCAUUCAUAUCUACAGCGCCAUGGGACAGUAUCUCCAGGCUGUGGAGCUGGCUCUACAGCAUGGGGAUAUUGAUCUAGCCGCCAUCAUCGCCGACAGGUCCGAGGGGAACGACAAGCUGCGUAAGAAGCUAUGGCUCCUGGUUGCCGAGAAGAAGAUCCGACAGCCCGGCACUGGCAUUAAAGACGCCAUUGAAUUCUUGCGUCGGUGCGAGCUACUCCGCAUUGAGGAUUUGAUUCCUUUCUUUCCUGAUUUCGUCGUGAUUGACGAUUUUAAGGACGAGAUAUGCAGCGCCCUGGAGGAUUACUCCCGGCAUAUCGAUGCCCUUCGCCAGGAAAUGGACAACUCAGCCCAGACGGCGCGGCAAAUCCGAAGCGAGAUAUCGGCCUUGGACAUGCGGUAUGCCAUUGUGGAGCCCGGAGAGAAGUGUUGGCUUUGCUCCUUGCCGGUUCUGAGUCGGCAGUUUUUCGUCUUCCCCUGUCAACAUGCUUUCCAUAGCGACUGUCUCGGAAAAGAGGUCCUCGAAGGGGCAGGUGGGAAGAAGAAAUACAUCCGUGACCUACAAGUGCAAUUGAACAAGGUGGACAUCACUGCUGCUCGAAGGGAGGAAAUUGUCAAGGAAUUGGACGGAUUGAUUGCGGAAGCAUGUAUUCUGUGCGGUGAUCACGCUAUCAAGCAGAUCGAGAAGCCAUUUAUUACAGAUUCUGACCGAAUAGAUGAAUGGGCUUUGUAA